AGUCCGAAAUUACUGAAAUACUACACAAAUUGAAAAUGGCUGAAGCCAACCCAGAUGUCGUUGACGGUGAAGAAAAGAAACUUUCAGAUAUUUUUUUAAGUGGAUGGAAUCUCUUUGACGAGCUGGAGGUAACCGAUCUGCCUUUCAAUGGCGCUCCAUUUCAGAGUAAAGUAAAAGAAGCAAUGGGUUAUUUCGAACAAGCGACUGUAAUUGUCAAUCAAGUGGGAAUGUUCAGUCCUAAUGAACUUAUUGACGAGGUAUCAACGGAAUCGCUGCCCUUCAUGCUCUUGCCAUAUUUCCUGGGGAAACUUACCACGAAGAUCAACAAUCCAAAUGGUAUAGAAGCCAUAGAGCUAGGAGAAGUCUACUUUAAAGACCAUCUGCAACGUUGCCAAGAGUACGAGCUCUGUGAAGCGCCUAAGAGCAAGGCGCAGCAGGACGGAAAGACGGAUGCUGCGCAGCAGAAAAGCGAACAACGCGAACUGAUUGAGGCUGCAUACAAUCGCAAUGAUAAAAUUGCACAAUAUCGGAAGAUGAAGGAAAUUGACGAGUAUAUGACUCGGUUGCGCGCUGCUGUUAAGAACAAAGCGGUCGAUGAUGAAGUCCGACGUGAAUUCUUUUUAAAAUAUUUAGAUAAGAGCAUCAUAGAGGCCAAGCAGGAGCUGGAGAGUCUUCGUCUGAUGAAAGAAAUGGCUAAGAUGCGCCUAGCACGUAUGCAAGCCGGCGAACAAAAGCCUCUAGAAAACUCUACAGCAUAUCAGCAGACGAAUGCUCCUGACAUUGGCCACAAACAUGGACAUCACCAUCAUCAUCAUGCAGAACCGAAACCAAAGCCACUACAACCUUUUAUUAUAACACGCAAUGAGACACAGAAGGCAGUCUUCGGCUUAGGCUAUCCCAGUGUACCGAUCAUGACCGUCGAUGAAUUUUACCAGCAGCGCGUUGACGAGGGCAUCUUUCCCGACGAGCAAAAAAUGGCAAAGAUAAAUCAGGAGAAGGCCAUUGCUGCCGCACAAGAUCCCAACGAGAAGGAAGACCAAGAGAAGGCAGCCAUAGAACUUCAAGUGGAGGAUGACGAUCCAGAGUAUUUAGCGCGUAUGCGACGCAUGGACGAGUACAAGGAUGUGGUCCGUCGUGGAGAUGGAAAUCGUCAUAAUCGUAGUUGAACUACUUAUCACACUCAACUCAUUAAUAUACAUUACAUUGAACAAAAUUAAGUAUUUUGUAUGUUUAUAUAUAAAACAAG
Molecule: messenger RNA, 1246 nt
Organism: Drosophila arizonae
Lineage: Eukaryota; Metazoa; Arthropoda; Insecta; Diptera; Drosophilidae
Gene: Tap42
Product: immunoglobulin binding protein Tap42
Biological process (GO): regulation of dephosphorylation; regulation of signal transduction
Cellular component (GO): cytosol
Molecular function (GO): protein phosphatase 2A binding
Source: RefSeq, a predicted model, not a curated record